This is a messenger RNA of Colletotrichum tamarilloi, 138 nucleotides long. RefSeq lists its product as uncharacterized. The coding region runs from base 1 to 138 and encodes 45 amino acids. The transcript has a single exon. The record is from RefSeq and is a predicted model, not a curated record. NCBI's taxonomy places the organism in Eukaryota, Fungi, Ascomycota, Sordariomycetes, Glomerellales, Glomerellaceae.
AUGGGAUUCGAUGAGCAAAGAUCGAAUUCCAGGCCGUGGAGGGUAUCGGAUGCUCCUGUCAAGUACAUCGAUCUGUUGAAAAGGCAAUUAUUGGGGUUGAGAUCGAAGUUAUCAAGAUGGAGGGAAAAGUCAAGAUGA